AUGACCCCCCUCUUUCCCCUUUCUCCUACCUCGCCCACACCCCUUCAUCCAUUACUUCUCUUUUUACAGUACAUUAUUUCUGGAUCACUCCUGGCAGCAGCAGAGAAAAACUCCAGGAAGAGUUUGGCCAAAGGAAAAAUGAUAAUGAACUCAUUGAGCCUCUUUGCUGCCAUUUCUGGAAUGAUUCUUUCAAUCAUGGACAUACUUAACAUUAAAAUCUCCCAUUUUUUAAAAAUGGAGAGUCAGAAUCUUAUUAAAGUUCCCAUGCCAUAUAUUAACAUAUACAACUGUGAACCAGCUGGGUCCUCUGAGAAAAGUUCUCCAUCUAUGCAAUACUGUUACACCAUACAAUCUGUGUUUUUGGGCACUUUGUCAGUGAUGCUGAUCUUUGCCUUCCUCCAGGAACUUGUGGUAGCUGGCAUCGUUGAGAAUGAAUGGAAACGCACGUGCUCCAGGCCCAAAGCUACUCGAGGCCACCAGGAAGAAGCCACGUCUACCCUCGAUGACGCCCAUGGAGGGAACACUGAAAGAAGCAUUCAGAUACAUGACAAAAGGAGUUUUGACAGCAAAAUGACAACGCCCAGAAAUUCAGUGAAUGGGACAUUCCCAGCAGAGCCUAUGAAAGGCCCUAUUGCUGUGCAACCUGUUCAAAAAGUGACCCUCAGGAGGAUGUCUACACCACUGGGCCCCACACAAAGCUUCUUCAUGAGGGAAUCUAAGGCAUUUGGGGCUGUCCAGAUCAUGAAUGGGCUCUUCCACAUUGCCCUGGGGGGUCUCCUGAUGAUCCCCACUGGGGAAUAUGCACCCAUCUGUGUGACUGUGUGGUACCCGCUCUGGGGAGGCAUUAUGUGCUGUUGUGAUUUUAUUCAUGAAAAAUUUGGAAGUGACAUCUUCCUGAAGUAUGUUAUGGAAACAGAACUAAAGGCAGACCUGUGA
Messenger RNA from Propithecus coquereli (Coquerel's sifaka), 936 nucleotides. RefSeq names its product B-lymphocyte antigen CD20-like. Bases 1 to 936 code for a protein of 311 amino acids. Gene Ontology annotation, biological process: cell surface receptor signaling pathway. The record is from RefSeq and is a predicted model, not a curated record. The transcript is spliced from 7 exons. Gene Ontology annotation, cellular component: external side of plasma membrane; plasma membrane. Lineage: Eukaryota; Metazoa; Chordata; Mammalia; Primates; Indriidae.